Molecule: messenger RNA, 1325 nt
Organism: Columba livia (rock pigeon)
Lineage: Eukaryota; Metazoa; Chordata; Aves; Columbiformes; Columbidae
Product: glutamine-rich protein 2-like
Exons: 4
Coding region: 526-957 (143 amino acids)
Source: RefSeq, a predicted model, not a curated record
AUCCAGCCCGGCUCAGAGCUGAUUCCUCCUCCCCUGCCAGCAGCCGGACGAGCCGAGGGCGACGGUGCAGAGCGGGGGACACGAGCACGCAGGGUGCCACUUCUGCAGCCCGGACACCAGGGUGCUGCUGGGGAAGCUCCUCCAGCGCUGCGAGAAGCUCGAGGAGCAGGUGGAGUCCCUGGCCCAGAAGGCGGGCGGCAAGGUGGACAAUUAUCCGAAGUGGAGGAGACAGGUAAGGAGAUGCGGUGUAGGGGGCUUGAGCUGCCAGGACCCCCCAGGCAUUUCUGCUUGGCUGUAACGUAGGGGAGCCCCUCGCUGCCCCCCUAAUUGGCUUGUCGGAGUCAGAAGAACGGAAGGGAAUUAAAGCCUUGGAGCAAAUGUCCUGCUUGCACUGAGAGCCCGUGGCCAUCAGCCAAAAUACCCUGGGUCUGCCCCCGUGGGGCAGCCACCCCCUUGCUCAGCACCGCCUUGUCCUCUUAGUCCCUGCAGCAGGACGAGCAGAUCAAGUGCCUCCAGGCCAGCAUCAUGCAGCUCCAAAAGGACUAUGAGAAGUUCAGCUCGGCCCUUGCAAACCUCCAGCAGGAUCGUCAGCAGGAGCAGAAUGACAUCAAGGCUCUGUCCCAGGCCCUGGAGAGAAUCAAGAAGCAGAAAGCAGACAAGGAGGAGCUGCUGGUGCUGGGAAUCGAUGAGAAAGCAGACAAAGACAAAGUCAGUCGCAGCCAGUUUGAGGCGUGCGUGGAGCAGCUGAACAAGGUGAUGGAGGAGGUGACGGUCCAGGAGAAGUUCUUGCACCGGUUCCAGCAAGAGCUCCAGAGGCAGAUGGACUGCAAGCUGGACCGCCGGGAGCUGGGGGCAUUCCAGCAGCAGCAGGAGGAGCGGUGGAAGAGCCUCAGCGGGCAGCUCCAGGAGAAGGCGCUGAAGCCAGAGCAUGACAGUGCCGCUGGGAUUAGGAAGUGAGUGCGAUGGGGACAGUGGUGGCUUUGGCAGUGCUGGCCCUGUUCCUGCUGGCUGUCCCGGCUCGUGCCGGUGUGGUACCUGGCGUGGGAGCCAUGUGGGCAGCGCCCCUGGGGAUGCUGAGCAAGUGGCUGUGCCUUGUGCUCCUGCCAGCUGCAGCUUCGCAGCGAUAGAGGCGGCACAAUGAGGGGGCACGUGUGGGAGGAGCCCUCCUGAACCAGUCUUGGGGGGUGGGUGCAGAGGCUUUUUGUGGCUGGUGUGCAGGUGGGGCUGUGCCCCCCAGGAGCUCCCCAGCCCUUUUCUCCCCCCUCCAGGCAGCUGCUGCCUGGUUUCCAUUGCCUGUCCUGUGACCGGCCCCUCAACAUGCUGGC